Messenger RNA from Halichondria panicea, 5683 nucleotides. RefSeq lists its product as uncharacterized. NCBI's taxonomy places the organism in Eukaryota, Metazoa, Porifera, Demospongiae, Suberitida, Halichondriidae. The coding region runs from base 136 to 5532 and encodes 1798 amino acids. The record is from RefSeq and is a predicted model, not a curated record. The transcript has 16 exons. Gene Ontology annotation, molecular function: calcium ion binding.
CUUCCAGGAACUAGCUAUCAUUUAUUAUUGCAUGUGGUAGACCUCUACAAGAAACUGUAAUUUAUAGCUAAUCUAGUGAGCAUUGUUUGUCUCACUGAAUAGACAGUUAAUCAGUAACUAGAUCUAGCUGCUAAAAUGAGACACAGAAUUGCUACUCUGAUCCUGACAAUAAUCGUAAUCACAUUUGUUCACAAGAAAGCAUCCUGCAAUACCCAAAUCACAGAUGUGACCCCAUCAAGUGCUGGCAAUAGAUUUGUGGUCGGUUUCCCCAUAAAUUUUGCUGAAGCAGAACAGUUGUUCUUAUUCAUCACAAACCCAGAGUCAAGUGCUGUUAGCUUCACAGUCACUCCAAUUGAUUUUAGCGGUAGUGUUUCAGCAUCUUCUGCUACUGUAAACAUCCCAUCCAGUUUUGAAGUUGUAUCUAUUAAUGAAAGGGACAAGGGGAUCCUUGUUGAAGCUAACGGAAACAUCAAUGUGUAUGGGCUGUCUUAUGAUUCAGGUUCUGCAGAUGCCUAUUUAGCAUUACCAUGUACUGUAAUGGCAGUGGAUGAAUACGAAUAUUAUGGAAUCUCCUAUGGAACCUUUUGUAGUAUUAUUUUGGUGGUGGCUUGUGAAAAUGAAACUGUUAUCAAAUUCAAUUCCUCAACAAUAACACUCAAUAGUAUGGAAACCUAUCAGAUGGAAAGUAGUGAUAAUGAUCUCACAGGAACAAGAAUAACAAGCUCCAAACCUUUGUCUGUAUUUAGCGGACAUGAUUGUGCUAAUAUUCCUCAAGGUAACCAAGCUUGUGAUCACCUGGUUGAACAAGUGCCUCCGACUGUGACAUGGGGCUCAAAAUUCUUCGUAGCAUCUCUUGAGGGUAGAUCUUCUGGUGAACGUAUUCGUGUUCUUAGUGCCCGAGCAGCAAGUGUAGCUGUGAAUUGCAACACUAACGUAUCAGUCAGUGAAUUCCAGUUACAGAGUGGAGGGAGCUACAGAGAAUUUGAAAUACUUAUUAACAGUUUCUGUAGCAUUGAAUCCACUUCACCAGUACUGGUCGCACAGUAUGCAUAUGGUGGUGAGAGUGAUGGCGUGGGAGACCCAUUCAUGAUGAUAAUCCCUCCAAUUGAGCAGUUUACAAAUAACUAUUUAGUUGAGAGUUUCACUAAUUUCAUAUCCAACCAUGUCACGGUGUAUGUUUCUUUUGAGUUUUUUCAAACUGCACAAAUAUUUUUAGACAAUUCCAUUGUUACUGACUGGAGGAAUGUUGUCUGUGCAAGUGGAGAGAUUUGUGGCCAUAUAAGUAGAACAAAUGUGUCUACUGGAGCUCAUUCUGUCCGCCAUCAAAACAGCUCAGCUGUUCUAGGUGUUUCAGUGUAUGGAUUCGAUAUAGACAAUUCUUAUGGCUACCCUGGAGGGAUGAGAUUAUCUCCCAUACAUUGCAACUGUGGUCAAAAUUCUAUUUGUUUGAAUAACAUGGGACAGUUUAACUGUAGCUGUUUGAUUGGAUUUGGUGCUAAAUUGACUGGAACUGAUGGAUUCACCUGUAAUGCCAUAAGUUGUCCUCUCUCGACUGCUCCUACCAAUGGCUCCGUGACAUACAGUGCCACUGCUGAUGAAAACGACACCUAUGCCUUUGAUGUGGUAGUUACUUACAGCUGUUUCGUUGGAUUUUCUCUUGUCGGGGACAAUACAAGAACUUGCACUGGAGAUGGCAGUAGCACUACUGGUGCAUUUAGUGGAAUUGAUCCAACUUGUGAACCCAUAACCUGUUCUCCUUUGAUGAGCCCAACCAAUGGCACUGUGUCUUAUGGCGGAGUUGCUACUGAUGUAAAUGGCAACUUUACGUUCAAUGUAAUAGCUACCUACAGUUGUGAGACUGGGUUUGCUCUGGUUGAUAACAGCUCAAGGAUUUGCACCGGAGAUGGGAUGAGUGUCAAUGGUGACUUUAAUGGAACAGCUCCAACUUGUGACCCUAUAACCUGUCCUGCUGUGGCAGCGCUGAGUAGUGGCAGUAUUGACUUUAGUGGAGCCUCAUCUGAUGGAAACAGCAACUAUGCCUUUGAUGUGGUAGCUAAUUACAAUUGUGAUAAUGGAUUUUCUCUGGUUGGUAAUAGCUCGAGAACGUGUACUGGAGAUGGCAGUAGCACUACUGGUGUUUUUGAUGGUAUAGCUCCAAUAUGUGCAGCUAUAACAUGCCCACCACUUUCCAAUCUAACCAACGGCUCUCUGUCUUAUUCGAAUGUGCCUGGUCAAAACAACAGCUAUGCUUUCAAUGUCGAUGUUACAUACAGUUGUGACACUGGGUUUGCUCUGGUGGGUAACAACACAAGGACUUGCACUGGAGAUGGAAGUAGCACCACUGGUUCUUUUGAUGGAGAAGCACCAACUUGUGAAGUCAUUACCUGCCCUCCCUUGAGUGAUCCUUCCAAUGGCUCUGUGGUUCAUAACAUUGAUUUAGAGUUUGGAUCGCAAGCUAUCUACAACUGUAACACUGGGUUUUUUCUAGUUGGUAAUACGAUCAGGACUUGUACUGGAGACGGCAGUAACACUACCGGUUAUUUUGAUGGAGAAGCACCAACUUGUGAAGAUGUGACUCUAUCAAGUUCUGGCAACACAUAUGUGGUCGGUUUCCCCAGAAAUUUUGCUGAUGCAGAACAGUUGUUCUUAUUCAUUACAAACCCAGAGUCAAGUGCUGUUAGUUUCCUAGUCACUCCAAUCAAUUUUAGCUGUAGCGUUUCGACAUCUUCAACUACUGUAAACAUCCCAUCAAGUUUUGAAGUUGUAUCUGUCGAUGAAAGGAACAAGGGGAUCCUUGUUGAAGCUAACGGAAACGUCCGUGUGUAUGGGCUGUCUUAUGAUUCGGGUUCUGCAGAUGCCUAUUUAGCAUUACCCUGUACUGUAAUGGCGGUGGAUGAAUACGAAUAUUAUGGAAUCUCCUAUGGAACCUUUUGUAGUAUUAUUUUGGUGGUGGCUUGUGAAAAUGAAACUGUUGUCAAAUUCAAUAAUUCUGUAACAAUAACACUCAAUAGUUUGGAAACGUAUCAGUUUGAAAGUAGUAGUCAGGAUCUCACAGGAACAAGAAUAACUAGCUCUAAACCUUUGUCUGUAUUUAGCGGACAUGAUUGUGCUGCGGUUCCUCAAGAUAUUAACUUCUGUGACCACCUGGUUGAACAAGUGCCUCCGACUGUGACAUGGGGCUCAAAAUUCUUUGUAGCAUCUCUUGAGGGUAGAUCUUCUGGUGAACGUAUUCGUGUUCUUAGUGCCCGAGCAGCAAGUGUAGCUGUGAAUUGCAACACUAACGUAUCAGUCAGUGAAUUCCAGUUACAGAGUGGAGGGAGCUAUCGAGAAUUUGAAAUACUUAUUAACAGUUUCUGUAGCAUUGAAUCCACUUCACCAGUACUGGUCGCACAGUAUGCAUAUGGUGGUGAGAGUGAUGGCGUGGGAGACCCAUUCAUGAUGAUAAUCCCUCCAAUUGAGCAGUUUACAAAUAACUAUUUAGUUGAGAGUUUCACUAAUUUCAUAUCCAACCAUGUCACGGUGUAUGUUUCUUUUGAGUUUUUUCAAACUGCACAAAUAUUUUUAGACAAUUCCAUUGUUACUGACUGGAGGAAUGUUGUCUGUGCAAGUGGAGAGAUUUGUGGCCACAUAAGUAGAACAAAUGUGUCUACUGGAGCUCAUUCUGUCCGCCAUCAAAACAGCUCAGCUGUUCUAGGUGUUUCAGUGUAUGGAUUCGGUAUAGACAAUUCUUAUGGCUACCCUGGAGGGAUGAGAUUAUCUCCCAUACAUUGCAACUGUGGUCAAAAUUCUAUUUGUUUGAAUAACAUGGGACAGUUUAACUGUAGCUGCUUGAUUGGGUUUGGUGCUAAAUUGACUGGAACUGAUGGAUUCACCUGUAAUGCCAUAACUUGUCCUCUCUCGACUGCUCCUACCAAUGGCUCUGUGACAUACAGUGCCACUGCUGAUGAAAACGACACAUAUGCCUUUGAUGUGGUAGUUACUUACAGCUGUUUCGUUGGAUUUUUUCUUGUCGGGGACAAUACAAGAACUUGCACUGGAGAUGGCAGUAGCACUACUGGUGCAUUUAGUGGAAUUGAUCCAACUUGUGAACCCAUAACCUGUUCUCCUUUGAUGAGCCCAACCAAUGGCACUGUGUCUUACGGUGGAGUUGCUACUGAUGUAAAUGGCAACUUUACGUUCAAUGUAAUGGCUACCUACAGUUGUAACACUGGGUUUGCUCUGGUUGAUAACAGCUCAAGGAUUUGCACUGGAGGUGGGAUGAGUGUCAAUGGUGGUUUUAAUGGAACAGCUCCAACAUGUGACCCUAUAACCUGCCCUGCUGUGGCAGCGCCGAGUAGUGGCAGUAUUGAUUUUGGUGGAGCCUCAUCUGAUGGAAACAGCAACUAUGCCUUUGAUGUGGUAGCUAAUUACAAUUGUGAUAAUGGAUUUUCUCUGGUUGGUAAUAGCUCGAGGACGUGUACUGGACUUGGCAGUAGCACUGCUGGUGCUUUUGAUGGAGCAGCUCCAUCUUGUGAACCCAUAACUUGCCCUGGAGUGCUCAUACCGAACAACGGCAAUAUUGACUUUGGUGGAGCCUCACGUGAUGAAAAUGGCACAUAUAUUUUUGCUGUGGUGGCUACCUACGUAUGUGACACUGGGUUUUAUCUGGUUGGUAACGACUCACGGACUUGCACUGGAGAUGGCAGCAGUAUUAUUGGUACUUUUGAUGGGUCGGCUUCAACUUGUCAGCUUAUCACCUGCCCUCCGUUGACUAUUCCUUCUAAUGGUGCUGUGACAUACAAUUCUACUGCUGAUGAAAACGGCAACUAUGAUUUUUAUGUGAUGGCUACCUACAAUUGUGACACUGGCUUUUUUCUGGUUGGUGACAACUCAACAACUUGCACUGGAAAUGGCAGUAGCAUUACUGGUGCCUUCGAUGGCCUAGUUCCAAUAUGUGAAUCUAUAACAUGCCCACCACUUUCCAAUCUAACCAACGGCUCUCUGUCUUAUUCGAAUGUGCCUGAUCAAAACAACAGCUAUGCUUUCAAUGUAACAGCUACCUACAGAUGCAACUCUGGGUUUGCUCUGGUUGGUAACAAGACAAGGAAUUGCUCUGGAGAUGGCAGUAGUACUACUGGUUCAUUUGAUGCGUCUGCUCCAACUUGCAAAGCAAUAACAUGUUCUCCGAUUGCUGACCCAAUUAAUGGGACUGUAAUCUAUUCUUCUGACGUUGAUGGUUUGGGAAAUUAUGUCUUCAAUGUGACGGCUAACCACAGUUGUGACACUGGCUUUGAUCUGGUUGGUAACAAUCCAAGGACUUGCAGUGGAGAUGGAAGUAGCAUUACCGGUGCAUUUGAUGGAGAGGAUCUGAAAUGUGAAGUUUUAGUUGCCUCUUCUGCAUCACUUAUCCGAGAUGUUGUCAUACCUGUUGUGAGUGUGGUGGCUGUACUAGCUCUAGUUGUACUGGGUGGAGCUGUCUAUGGAUAUAUUCAAGUGAUAAGCCAUCUGUUGAAGUUAAAAAAGUCUGAAACCGGGACUGCUAAACUACUGUAAUCUUUAAUAUGGUUUUCAGUCUGUGCAAAACUAAUAAUUAUCACUGUUAACAGUACGUCAUUUAUAUUUAAGUAGAUAGAGGUCUUUGGGUAUGAAACACCAACUUAUCGUUUAAUUUGUGAUUCUAUAUUCGAAUAAUGCUUUAUACCAA